Messenger RNA from Solanum dulcamara, 1875 nucleotides. Its product is annotated as putative E3 ubiquitin-protein ligase XBAT35. The record is from RefSeq and is a predicted model, not a curated record. The transcript has 11 exons. NCBI's taxonomy places the organism in Eukaryota, Viridiplantae, Streptophyta, Magnoliopsida, Solanales, Solanaceae. Bases 80 to 1588 code for a protein of 502 amino acids. Gene Ontology annotation, molecular function: protein binding.
UCUUUCCUCAAUAAUUUUCCCCCAAAAUACAAAAGAGAGGAAUUUUCUUUGCCAAUUUUCUUUAAUUUUUUCUUCUUCAAUGGGGCAGCAGCAAUCCAAAGGCGAGCUUCUGUAUCAGCAAGUUAAUUAUGGAAACGUUGAAGGUAUCAAAUCUCUCCACCGCGAAGGCGCUGGCCUUGAGUGGAUAGAUAAGGAAGGGAAGACGCCGUUGAUGGUGGCGUGCAUGAAUCCCGGGCUUUACAAUGUUGCAAAAACUUUGAUAGAAUUGGGUGCCAAUGUCGAUGCUUACCGUCCAGGUCGUCAUGCGGGGACUCCUCUACAUCAUGCAGCAAAAAGAGGUCUUGAGCAGACGGUUAAGUUACUCCUUUCACAUAGAGCAAAUGCUUUGAUAAUGAAUGAUGACUGCCAAACUCCCCUUGAUGUUGCCAGAAUUAAAGGUUUCAGCAAUGUUGUCCGUGCAAUUGAGAGCCAUAUUUGCUUAUUUUCUGGUUGGCUACGGGAACUUUAUGGCCCUGGAUUCCUUGAACUAUUGGCACCACAGUUGCUUAGUCGGAAAGUCUGGGUGGUCGUCUUACCAUGCGGUUCCCGUAUUCUCAGAAAGCCUUUCAGGUUGGAGCUUGCUAUAUAUUCAGCUGUCGAGGAUGCUCAGCCCCGCACAAUAGUUGCUCUGUGGAAGGCCAAUAUGGAAGAACCAAAUUUCAGCCAGCCUGAUUCAGCAGUUAUCAUAUCCAAUAUUUCUAACAUCCCGAGGCGCUGGAGGCGAAGGCGAGGGAUAAUGCCCUCCCAAUUGAUAAAGAGUAGUCUCCGAGGAGCUAGGCGAGCAAGGAUUAAACUUACAGCAGUCCAGGAAAGCGAAAAGCAGCAAUUGCAGUCUUUCUGCAAUGCAUGCAAGGGAAUUCCUCAGGUCAUGCAUCCAGCAUUUCCAUUCAGUUCUCAAAUCCCUGUGGUCCCUGCAACUGUUCCAUCAACCACAGAGGACGUGGAAUUAGCAAUGGCGAUUAAUGCCUCUCUUCAGUCUGCUUCACAACCGAGACCAACCUAUCAUGAGAAUCACCCAGGAUCAGGAACAGAAACAUUAAUGGGUUUGAUUAACCCUGUUGAGGUUGCUAGUCAUGGUGAUAGCUCUUUUACAGGGGCUUCUUCACAAAAAGCUAGUAGUAGUGGCUGUCAAGUUGAGGAAGCCAGUUCAAGUGGCACUCAAGUAGAGCAAGUCCAGAUUUUGAGUGAUACAUCUACUGUAGUCCAAGCAAUGCCAGAGAAUCCAGUUACUGCAUCUGUCCCAACAGCUCCUCCUCUUACGGAUGACGUAAUAGACAAUGGGCCAAUUAAUUAUCCAUCAAUCGACUCCAGUCCAAUUGACUUGUCUUCUGCAACUGUUCAGAACUCUGGAGCACACAAUAGCAAUAAUCCUGAUGUUGCUUCUUCAUCUUGUGUGAUAUGCUUAGAUGCUCCCUUGGAAGGGGCUUGCAUCCCUUGUGGCCAUAUGGCUGGAUGCAUGUCUUGUUUGAAUGAAAUCAAGGGAAAGAAGUGGGGAUGCCCUGUCUGUCGUGCCAAGAUAGAUCAGGUGAUACGGGUAUAUGCUGUUUAACAGUUGAAGCUGCAAAUGAUUGAAGUAGUCAAUGCAUACACAGAAGUUUUGCGUUAUUGAAAAAUUGUGAGUUUUGUAUACAUAUAUAUAUGCUACUAGUUGUGUUCAAGGUUUCCGAAAGGAAGCAAAAUGCUACGGUUGUCUUCAUGGUUUUCCAUCCCCGAUAAGAAUGUAAAUUUCUUGUGCGGAGAAGUGAAACUGUUGCUGGGAUUACAGAUAUAUUGAUAUGAACCUGUGAAUAAUGUUUAUUUUUAUUGAGACCUUUAUGUGCAACUGCAACUUGGUUA